Molecule: messenger RNA, 1377 nt
Organism: Laccaria bicolor S238N-H82
Lineage: Eukaryota; Fungi; Basidiomycota; Agaricomycetes; Agaricales; Hydnangiaceae
Product: gamma-glutamyl phosphate reductase
Exons: 4
Coding region: 1-1377 (458 amino acids)
Molecular function (GO): NADP binding; glutamate-5-semialdehyde dehydrogenase (NADP+) activity
Source: RefSeq, a predicted model, not a curated record
AUGGCAUCUACCUCAACAGAGCACUCCAAGGAAGUUGCAAAAGCCGCGAAAGCAGCAUUUGAGCAAUCACAGCUCAUCCCAUCAUCUGAACGGAUCAGUGCUCUCCAAGCUGUUCAUGCGCAACUGAAGGCUCAAAAGGCAGAAAUUCUUCUCGCCAAUGAGGAGGAUUUGAAGGCCGCUCGAACGGAAGUCGCGGCUGGCAGGAUGUCCGACUCACUUCUCAAAAGAUUAGAUUUGACACAGGGUGAUAAAUGGGAGUCUAUGCUGCAGGGCAUCCUGGAUGUUGCAUCAUUGCCUGAUCCAACGGGUACCGUAACAUACGCGAGAGAACUCGACGAUGACCUGGAACUUUACCGAGUUGCGUGUCCCAUUGGCGUCCUACUAGUGAUUUUUGAAGCACGACCUGAAGUCGUUGUAAACAUCGCAACAUUGGCGAUCAAGUCUGGGAACGCCGCAAUUCUGAAGGGAGGGAAGGAAUCACACCGGACGACGGGAUUGCUGUCAAAAGCGAUAUCUGCCGGACUGGCUCAGACAGCUCUGUCGGAAACGUACAUACAGACAGUACAGACAAGGGAUGAAGUAUCCUCGCUGCUCGAACUGGACCAGUACAUCGAUCUGGUGAUUCCGCGAGGUAGCAACAGCCUUGUCAAAAGUAUCCAAAACAGCACUAGGAUCCCUGUCAUGGGGCAUGCUGACGGGCUUUGCUCCGUAUAUCUGGAUGAAAGUGCUGAUGCCGAGAAAGCUGUUCGAGUGGUGAUCGAUUCAAAAACCAAUUACCCAUCUGCGUGCAACUCGGCAGAAACUUUGAUUGUACACGAGUCCUUGCUAACCACAGUAUGGCCUGUCGUGGCCAGGGCACUGUUGGAUGCCAAGGUUCAGCUACUUUGUGAUGAAGUAACUCUCAACGCGUUGAAGGGUCUUUCCCCUCCCCUAGAAAACCUGGAUUCUCGCGUGCGACCGGCUACCCCAAGCUCCUACACCACUGAACAUUUAUCCCUCACUAUCUCUGUCACAUCAAUCCCUUCCCUACAAGCUGCUAUCCAGUUCAUAAACUCCCACUCUUCACAUCACACGGAUGCUAUCGUAACUGAAUCCGACGAGUCUGCAUCAAUAUUCUGCCGCGGGGUGGACUCUGCUGGUACAUUCGUCAACGCAAGUACACGCUUUGCGGAUGGUUUCCGGUAUGGUUUUGGUACGGAAGUUGGCAUCAGCACAGGGCGGAUUCACGCGCGGGGACCGGUAGGCUUAGAGGGGCUGGUCAUCUACAAAUAUAUGAUGAAGAGCAAGGACAAGAAGGGCCACAUCGUCAGCGAAUUUGGAACAGGAAAAAAACAGUACAAACACAACCCGAUAAUCGCUGAGACGGUUCCUUUUUAA